Messenger RNA from Microdochium trichocladiopsis, 1786 nucleotides. Its product is annotated as pH-response regulator protein palC. Gene Ontology annotation, cellular component: plasma membrane. The record is from RefSeq and is a predicted model, not a curated record. The transcript is spliced from 2 exons. Bases 147 to 1601 code for a protein of 484 amino acids. Lineage: Eukaryota; Fungi; Ascomycota; Sordariomycetes; Xylariales; Microdochiaceae. Gene Ontology annotation, biological process: cellular response to pH.
GGUGAGGGAAACUCGAGAUAUCGUCCAUAGCAUUGACAGAGUUCAGGCCCUCUUUCAGAGUCGAGAGUCCUGGACAUACACACUCCCAUCAGGGCCUGCAGCGCACAGUGCACGACUCCUAGGGGCUGCCCAGCCUCAACCUCACGAUGCCGUUCCCUUUCACCUUGCCUACUACGUCAUCCUUCACCUUCUCGUCCAGCUUCCAGAGCGAUUCUCAUCCCUCACUGCCUCUGGGCACCAGUGACCACCGGGCAAGGCUGCGGGACACUCUGAAGAAGCACAAGAGGCUCCCAGCGACCUCCCAGCCUGCUGACCUGCCUGCCGUCGUGGCUGCAACCAACAGCUACCUCCCGUAUCUGUUCGCCCUCGAUGCUGGGCUGAGCCGCAGGCCUCUGCUGAAUGACCACAUCAGCCUCUCCCCGACCUCCACACCAAGUAUAGAAUGGCGGCCAACCCUCUCAGACAAUGCCAUCCCCGGCCGGGAAACUGCCCGCGUCAAGCUGCAGUCUCUCGAGAACGAGCUCUCCUUCACGCUGGCAACCCUGGGCUACACGCACUCGCAGCUUGCCCGCGCAGCACUACACCCCCUAUACUCAACAUCUGAGGCUUCCCUCAGUGCCCAGGCCCGCACAGCAGCCAUCACGACAGCCUCAAAGCACCUCCUCGAUGCCGCCUCGGUACACAGCUACCUCGCCAAGCGCGGCGAAUCGCACGUCACAGCGCCUCCGUGCCCAGACAUUGCACAGUCGACGGCGAAAGCGCUGUCCCUGCUGGCCCUGGCAGAGGCCAUAAUCCUAGCUGUCCUAAAGGACGACCCGUACCCGGCAAUCGUGGCCCAGGACAGGAACCAGAACGACCGCGAGUGGAUGUACAGAGCCCCCGAAAUCCCCAAGGUCCGCGUGCACCUGCUCGCACGGCUCUGUCUCGCGGCGGCAGAUCAUGCCGCGCAGGCGUCGUCGCUGUGCCAGUCGCUACCUGCGAAGGGAAUCUCGAAGCUCAACGAUGGCUUCCUCAAGUAUCUCGAGGACUUCCGCAAGACCUGCCGGGCAAAGGCAUGUCGUUUCUUGGGGCUGGACGCGGACAUGUCAGGGCAAACAGGCACUGCCAUCGGCUGGCUGCGUACAGGCCUUCAGGAACUCGGGGUAGAAUCCACCGAAGCGAAGAAGGGGCUGAGUCUCAGCAGGAUGAAGAAAGACUGGUCAGAGCGUCGGGAGGAUAAGAAGGUCGAGAAAGGGACGACGUGGGGCUCUGACGGUGGCAAGUUCGAGGAGAUCAGAAUCCUCGAGAUGCUCAACGCGAAGUGGUCAAAGAUGAACGACACCAUGCUCACGCAGACCGUUCCCGCGCCACCAACGUUACUAGCCGGGUUGCCGUCCGGCAGAGAUCCUUACUCUGUCAAGACGUAUGAGCCGCCGGAGCUUGACAAGGAAGUCCUCGACGCGAUGCGAGCACCUCCGAGGCACGAAAGUGUCUCGGACGACCAUCUCGACGGCGGCAUGAGCUCUGGCGACGAGGAUAGGCAGGCCACACCGCAGCCAGUGGGUGCCUUUCCAAGCACCCAGGGCGACUAUCGGACUGAGUCGGCGAGAUCUUACUAUUAGAGAGCAUUUCGGUCGACCAUGAAUGGAGCUAGACGAUUCGAUAUUGGAACGCCGAAAAAUCAUCGUCGUCACCAUGGAAUUGGUCAGAUACAUUGUCUCAUUUGCCUGGACGGUAUAUACCCUGCCCUCAUCCGUGGUCGAUGCUAGAGAUUUAAUCACCACAUAUCUGAAUCUGGAACCGGCUU